Coregonus clupeaformis (lake whitefish) is the source of this 3517-nucleotide messenger RNA. RefSeq names its product F-box protein 34 (gene fbxo34). The record is from RefSeq and is a predicted model, not a curated record. Gene Ontology annotation, molecular function: protein binding. The transcript has 2 exons. The coding region runs from base 94 to 2571 and encodes 825 amino acids. Lineage: Eukaryota; Metazoa; Chordata; Actinopteri; Salmoniformes; Salmonidae.
GAGUUACUGCAAAGCUACCGCCGAGCCUCUCACAGGGAACCUAGGAAACAACCGCCACCCAACCUGCUGCUGUCAGCCUGGAGUGUUGCAGCCAUGCACCUCAAGCCGUACCCCAAACUGCAGAAGAAAGAGCUCCACCUGGAGUCCAGCCAAGACAGCCAGAGAGGCCUUCACCAUGUGAGCCAGCAGGGGGCCCUGUCUCUGAGGACAGAGUGGGGGGUCCGUCCGGCGGUGGCCCUGGUGGGCUCGCCUAGCAGCGGGCUCGGCCCGUGCACGGCCCGCUCCCCCCUCAGCGUCAUAUCCACCAACACCCUGUGCUGCAGUAACAACAACAACGGCGGCUCCAACCACCACAACAACAGUACCCAUGGCAACAGAGGUAGUGGGCUGCAGACCUCAAGGCUGAGUGGGUCUGGGGGAGAUGUAUUCCACAGUAGUACAACCUGGGCCCGGAGGAAAACCUCUGAGACCUCCUUCACCACCACCUCGUCCCUGCUGCUCCUCUCCACCUCCUCCUGCACCUCCUCUACAGGCUCGGUGGGAUCUGAGAACCAGGAGGCCUCCCUCAGCAUCUCCUACCAGGGGGAGGACGGCGAGGGACCACUGGACAUCUGGGCAGUCAUCAAGCCUGGCAACACCAAGGAGAAAAUCGCGAUCUUCGCCUCGCCACAGUGCCACAGCGGCCUCGUGAACGGUGGCGGUGGAGGAGAGUCGGUCAGGGAGGCGCGUGAGGGAGACUUGGUGAGCAGAAGCUCAGUGAGGACUGUGUCUGUGAAGAUUAAAAGCUGCUGGGAGGACGAGGGUGGCUCUGUGGCCAAGCGCAAGAGGAGGUCAGGGCAUCGGGGCCACCACCAGGACAGAGACAAACAGUCACCCAGAGCCCUGGAGACACAGAGCCCACUGAGUCCCACUGAGAACAGCCCUGUAGAGAUGAGCCUCAGCGAGAGCCCCAGAGUGCCUGAAUGUGGGGAGGUGGUUGUAGGGGAGGGUGGGGAGCAAGUGUGUAGGGUAGAGGGCGAGGAGGGGAGUGAUACUGGGACAGGCAAGGCUCUCUCUGUGGUGGAGUUGGUGGCCUUCUUGGAGCAGAGAGCCAGCGACAAGCAGGGGGACUCUAAGCCUGUGUCUCUGCGGAGCUCCACUAGCAUUACCUUAUCCAGGGGGCUGUCACUGACCCUAGAGCUCCAGCAGCCCAGAGCCCCAGACCAGAGCCCCCAGGCGACAGAAGAGGAGGCAGAGUGUGUAAAGGUGUCGGACAUGGUGGCCAAGCUGGAGUCGGAGUGCCUGAAGCGCCAGAGUGUUACAAGGGAAGGGUCCGGAUCUGGGGGAGAGCUGUCGCGCAACAACAGCCUGCGGAGGAGGGUGGGCCGGGUGCUUCUGGCAGGAGCAGACGCCUGCUCCAUCUCAGCCCAGCCACCUACGUCUCCCACCGGGCCCCACCAUGGACUAGAGGAGACCACAGGGGUGCAGCACCUCCACGCUAGUCCCUCUGAGGGCCGUCCCUCUGUCAGCACCAUCUACACGGACAAACUAGCUCCCAGCAGCUGCCAUGAAGCUGCCCACUGGGCUUCCUGUUCCUCUGACCCAGCCUCUCCGUCUCACAGUGUGGACUCUGGGUGUGGAGCCUCCAUCCACGUUGUCAGCGAGCCAGAGGAGAUCUGUGAGGCCCAGGGGCAGCAGGAGGGGAGCAUGGUCGUUGAUGCUGGGCAGGAUCUGCACUUCCAGCUCCAGUCAGAGCAGGCCAGGGCUAGCAGCAGCAGUCUACAGAGUGAGGAGCCCCUCCCAGGCAUGCUGUUCUUCUCACACCCUCUGCCCUCACAGCCGGCGCUAGAACAACAACACACACUCCCACACCCAGACAAUACUCACACACACACUCACACAACCCUGGACACUGAGUCCAGCCCCAAACUCACCAGAGACUUAGUGGAACCCUCCAAGACUCAGCCCUGUGACCCUGCUAUCACCUCCCUCCUCCUUGAAACCAUAUCGCACAGUGAGAACUGGGCCAAAGAGGAGGAUGAGAGGGAGGAGAAGGCGGUGAGUGAGGGAGAGGGGAGUGCUUUUAGCCGGUGCGAGACCGUGCCUUUCCCCCUGCGCCGCCUUGUGUCUCACGAGUUCCUGGAGAUGCGCUUUAAGAUCCAGUUGCUCCUGGAACCCCAGCAGUACAUGGCCUUCCUGCCCCACCACAUCAUCGUUAAGAUGUUCUGCAUGCUGCCCACAGAGAGCCUUGCAGCGCUUAAGUGCACCUGCCUCUACUUCAAGUUCCUCAUCGAGAGCUACGGCAUUCGACCCGCGGACUCCCGCUGGGUGUGCGACCCACGCUACAAAGACGAUCCCUGCAAGCAGUGUAAAAAGCGGUAUGGGCGCGGGGACGUGUCCCUCUGCCGAUGGCACCACAAGCCCUACUGCCAGGCGCUGCCCUACGGCCCCGGGUACUGGAUGUGUUGCCACGGCUCCCACAAAGACACGCCUGGCUGCAACGUCGGUCUCCACGACAACCGCUGGGUGCCCGCCUUCCAUAGUAUCAACAUGCCAAUCUAUAAGAAACCCAGGGAGGUCACUGAGGAGUAGUGGUAUAGACAAUGGGAGAAGAAGUGACUUGACUUCAGUGUGCUUUAUUUUGCCAAUGAGGGCUUUGUGUGCGUGUGUCUGUGCAUGUGCAUUAAUUUGUGGGGAGUUUCUGAGCGCAACCAGGUUGCUGGUACUGAUGAGGAAUCACUGGAUCGCUUCCUUUACCACUUCCCCUUCUCCUGACCCUUAACCCCUGACCUCUAACCCCUCCUCAGGUCCUCUGAGAUUGUCAGCACUUUAACCCUGGUCAUAAUUCUCAAUCCUCAAAGGAUUCUGUCAGGGUAUACUUUUUACUUGCUUCAACGUUUUGGGUUAACACAGCUGAUUCUGACCAGAGUGUAUUGAAGAGAAAAGCUUUGUUUCAGCUUUCUCUUCAGUGUUGAUGCUUAAUGUGUCUCUCCUUGCCACAGCCAUAUUGUCUCCUUCCUUAUGCAUUAACCAAUACAUUGGGAUAGCUAUUUUAGUCAAGGUAAGCCUAUCAACGUUAUGCUGUAUACCCCACCCACAAGUGUGAUUUACUCAGUGUGUUAAUGUUGUUGUCUAAGUAGAUACAUACAUUGCUGCAAGUCCCCGGUUUAUGAAAAAUGUGAAUCAACCCCAUCCUAUAUCCCAUCCAUAUCCUGGCUCUUUCCCAAAUGGCACCCUAUUCCCUAUGUAGUGCACUACUUGUGUCCAGGGCCCAUAGGGUGCCGUUUGGGAGGUGGAAUCUGUAUCCCAACUCCACUGUAUCAGUCUCUGGGUCAGAGAGGGAGAGGGUUUGUUGUCUGUCUGUAUCUGGUUUGAUUGGAAAAGGUUUGUUCUGAGUCUGGUUGUGUUUACAUUGUACAUAGUGCUACAGAGUCCUAUAUCAAAAACAGAGUGAAGAAGAUUGACAAACAGCACGAGUAUCUAUGACUUUAAUGCAUUUAUCUUCAGUUUGGUAAAAAUAAAAAAAAUCUUAUUUUGA